Messenger RNA from Trichomonas vaginalis G3, 1020 nucleotides. Its product is annotated as ribonuclease inhibitor domain-containing protein. The coding region runs from base 1 to 1020 and encodes 339 amino acids. Lineage: Eukaryota; Parabasalia; Trichomonadida; Trichomonadidae. The transcript has a single exon. The record is from RefSeq and is a predicted model, not a curated record.
AUGUUUUUAAAAACAGUUAUUCUUCCACCAAACAUAUUGGAAAUCAGAAAUAGUUGUUUUAGUUAUGUGAAUUCAUUAUUAUCAAUCGAUAUACCAGACUCAUUAUUAUAUCUUGGUGAUAAAGUAUUUGAAGGAAGAUUGCAAUCCAUUAAUAUUUCAAAUAAUUCAAAGUUAGAACGCAUUGGAAGUUUCUGUUUUGCUGACAGCCAACUUUCUUCAUUUUAUAUUCCGAAAUCUUUAAAAUCAAUUGAUACAUCUGCAUUAAUGUGUCCAUUAAUAAAUAUAAUAGUUGAUCAAGACAAUCCAACAUAUAAAUAUGAAAAUUAUUCUUUGUUACUAAAAGAUAAUUCAACAUUACUGAAAGUUAUUAAGUCAUUCACUAGUGAUUAUAUUGUUCCUGAUUAUAUUAAGAACAUUAGUAAUAGUUGCUUUAGUGACUGUAAUAAAAUUACAUCAAUUCAACUUCAUGAAAAUAUCGCAUCCAUUGGAAGCUAUGCAUUUUAUGGGUGUGAAGGAUUAAUUAAUAUUAAAAUUCCAGAAAAAAUAACAGUGAUUCAAUCUCAUUCAUUUUAUAAAUGCAUUUCUUUGAAAAACAUUACAAUUCCAAAAAGGGUUAAGGUCAUUGAAUCUUAUGCAUUUUCAAACUGCUUCUCAUUAGCAAAUAUAACAAUUCCAGAAAGCGUUACAGAGAUUAAAUCUUCUGCAUUUUCAAACUGCAAUUCAUCAGCAAGUAUAACAAUUCCAGAAAGCGUAACAGUGAUUGAAUCUAAUGCAUUUUUAAAUUGUGCAUCAUUAACAAGUAUAAAAAUUCCAGAAAGCAUAACAGUGAUUGAAUAUUGUGCAUUUUCAUUCUGCACGUCAUUAACAAGUAUAACAAUUCCAGAAAGUGUGACAGUGAUUGAAUCUUAUGCAUUUUCAUACUGCGAAUCAUUGGCAAGUAUUACAAUUCCAGGAAAUGUAUCAUCAAUUAACGAUAGUGCAUUUCGGUUUUGUACCAAUCUAAAAAAAUUACGUUUCUAA